AUACAUACCAGCGCGUAAUUGAAGGAGAACUAUUUCUGGAUCAGGUGAUGGCAUAUACUGUCAACAGGAUAUUUAUGUAAAAAAUGUAACACUAUGUUGUUAUUCAAAGUGCUUGUUUCGGUAUGUUUUAUAUUCUGGUGUGGGGAUAAAGAGUAGCUAUAUAAACGUGCGCUCUCUCGUCUAGGUGGUAGGAGUGUGGAGCUUCGUCAGUAGACAUAGUCAACCUGUAUCUAGUGCUACAUUUCUCAAGGAAGUUUCUUUUUUUUUAAUUCUUCAUACACGACCGACUUCGGGAUGGAAUGGUUCCUAAUAUGUGCGUUUCUAGUAACAUCGACGCUACCCGGAAGUGACCAGCAAUCCACAGAACAAGGCUCAGGUUGCGGGGUAACUGUGUGUUAUGCCGGAAGUAAGAUGUUGCUAUGCGACAGGUCUCAGAUUCUGAUUACAAACGUCACAGAUUCGAGCACAGGAACUGAUGAUGUCAGAGCAUUCCAAAACUUAAGGCGCAUGUGUAUGGGGAAGUCCUCAUGUGACACUUCUGUGAUCUGCGAUAAAAGGAGCCUCAAAGUCUCCUACUUGUGUAUAAGUGAGUUUUCCAUGGAGCGAAGAUGUACUGGGAACCUACAGGAACUGACGUCACCGGAUGGGUUUAUCCAGAGUCCCUCCUACCCUUCUACAACUAUCGACCGCUGUCAAUGGAAAGUCAUCGUCCCUGAAGACUCUUACGUCACAAUAACCGUCCAUGACCUUGAAAAGACAGGUCAGACUCAAUCUCAUUGUGAGGCUGGGGUCCAACUCUCGACAACGCGAGAUUGUGUUAACCAUACACUUCCGUCCAAUACUAUCUGCCAUGCUGACAACCUCGAGCCCAUGAUUGCGUGUGGUGGCGUCACGGUCAGUCUCGUUCCCAGUGACAUUCAACAUUCCAAAGUGAGGUUCUGGUUGUCAUAUAAAGUGAUUAAAUUCGGAGAUUCCAUUGACAACGACCUUCGACAGUUGUCCACUACCUGUCCGGAGGGUUAUUACGACAGACACAUGUCGGUGGUCAGCAGUCUUCACGGUUUACCGGAAGCCGGACUAAUAGAACCGGACACCUUUGAUAUCAAAGAAGUGGUUACAUCAAAUAUCACCAUUCUGGAGAGAAGGGAGAUAAUACAAGCAGAUAUGACAGAAAGAACAGUUUUCUACAUCGCCGUAGCUGUGGCAGCCAUUAGCCUAACGGGACUGGUUAUCGUGACUGUAGUUUGUAUCAGACGUCAGAGAACACUCAAAGCUGCUGGAUCCAUUCAAGUGAAUCGACUGCCAGCCCGGGCGACUGUUAGCAACGCGUCCGCAAAUAGACCACUUCCGCCUAUUGAUAAGGAAACCAAGCCCGUAAAGCAGAACGGACAUUCAGCAAUACGAGCGAGUCUUCAAGACGGGUAUAGUCGUGUUGCCGACGAGAUCCCCUACAACUCGAGUCAGGACUCCACUCGUUCCCCGGCCUACGCUGAAGUGGAUGAUAAUAUUAGCCCCGUCCCAGGCCGUCAUGUGUUCCGGUUCGGUCUAAAUGGGGAACGGAAAUCUUCCGUGGAAAAUGUUUACUCCGAACUAAACGAAGAUGGUGAUGUUUACUAUGAAAUUUAUGAUAAGUACGCUGCAUCCCCGGGACCUCUGUCCAGCGACCACGACCAUUUACUUAAGGGAAAAAAAUCGGACAAAAGACAUACCAUAUCUCCGAAACCUGGACGGUCGUCCAAUCGUCCGAUAUCAUUCGAGGGUCCCUACGCACAUAUGGACGGACGGACAGUAUCGAAAGAUCUGUCCGACUCGGACUGUAGUCUUGUCCUUAUGGAUAACGAAGUUUACGAUCAUUAUGAAUCUGCGCAUGUUUGAUGAACAGUUCGUAUGUUAACAUGAAAUAGGAGGCAUGAGUCGUAUGUCAAUGACAUAAUAUUCACGAUGGACAAGCUUUCCCGCAUUUGAGGGGUGCGCAAAUGCAGAAUGUGGAUUCAAUGAAGUUCAUGGAUCCAAAAAUUACGAAUGUUCAUUCAACAGUCAAGGAAUGCGCAAAUCCAGAACAUUGAUUUUACAGUCAAGUAAUGCACAAAUCCAGAAUAUUGAUUUCAACGCAGUCCAGGGAUCCGCAAAUCCACAAUGUUGAUUCCAUGCAGUCCAGGAGUCCGCAAAUAAGAAUAUUGAUUUCACCAAAUCAAGGAAUGUGCAAAUCAAGAAUGCUGAUUUCUUCACAGUUCAGGGUUUCGUAGAUCAAGAAGGUUGAUUUAAGGAAGGUCGGGAAUAUUGUGAUUGAGCAAUCGCGGAAUGCGGAAAGCCGAGGACGUGCGCUAUCGCAGAUACAUGGACUUUAAUGUCAAUGAUACGAUUUUUGUCACUGGCAUUUUUUCAAAUCUGAAUAAAAGGAGACAAGUUUGUUCGACGUAUUGAUAAGCCAUUAUCUGUUUUUCUCAGGGUGGCCUUUUCCAGAUAUUUUAUAUUGUGCCUUAGAAAGACAGUCUCUAGAAAUAUCGCUAAUAUGAAUCGUGUUAAGCUGUUGCAGCGUUGUUUAUACUGUAUGUGCAGGUAAAAAAAGAAAUCCGAUUUGCGAAUCAAUAUUGAAGUGCGACGAAUUCACAGUAAGGGGAGAUAACACUGUCUGUUGACGAACUGAGACGAGAAUGGAAAGGGAUUUAAGUAUAAGAGUGCAUUUGGAAAAUGUCUCUCAUGGAUUGGUGUGUGGAUAAUAUCAAAUUACCUGCAACACACGACUAGGCCCUAUAUGUGAUAUCUGGCAAGUGGUUGUAACGUCAGGUGGGCGGACCUUAAAUAGCCUUAACUACAGGUUAUUUGAAAACUACUGAUAUUAAUAUUAGCUACUGUUCUAAAUAACUAUUUGACAAUUAUAAAGACAAUUGUAGUAAUGGAACAUUCAUAGAUCAAUAAACAGCAUUUGUCUCUGACGUCAAUAUGAUGACGUCACCUGGGUACAAUUCACUAAGUGCAAUUUGUAAACGAGUGCCUUAGAUAUUGAUUUCCAUGAUAUCACAUUUUAUUUGUACUUGUAGGAUUUAAACGUGGUGAGUGACGUAAGCAAUGAACGUUUUAUGCAGGAUUAAUGAUAAAAAUAUACUUUGGAUCAACAAUAUUUCCACAGAGUAUCCGGGCGCGUGAACAAGUCUGGUGAACGUAUGUUCUCCGGAAGGUGGUGUAAGAAUAAAGUGUGUGAAAGACA
This is a messenger RNA of Pecten maximus, 3208 nucleotides long. RefSeq lists its product as uncharacterized. The coding region runs from base 295 to 1875 and encodes 526 amino acids. The record is from RefSeq and is a predicted model, not a curated record. The transcript is spliced from 7 exons. Lineage: Eukaryota; Metazoa; Mollusca; Bivalvia; Pectinida; Pectinidae.